Messenger RNA from Equus quagga, 981 nucleotides. RefSeq names its product olfactory receptor 52H1-like. The coding region runs from base 1 to 981 and encodes 326 amino acids. Gene Ontology annotation, biological process: G protein-coupled receptor signaling pathway. The record is from RefSeq and is a predicted model, not a curated record. NCBI's taxonomy places the organism in Eukaryota, Metazoa, Chordata, Mammalia, Perissodactyla, Equidae. Gene Ontology annotation, cellular component: membrane. The transcript has a single exon. Gene Ontology annotation, molecular function: olfactory receptor activity; G protein-coupled receptor activity.
AUGUUUUGUCCUCAGGGAAUGACAAUCACCAUGAUGGCCACAUUAAAUUUUACCAGUUUCAAUCCAGGCUCCUUCAUUUUGGUGGGGAUCCCAGGGCUGGAGCACUUCCACAUCUGGAUUGGCAUUCCUUUCUUCGCUAUCUACCUUGUGGCCCUUGCAGGUAAUGGUGUCCUUCUCUACCUCAUCACUGUGGACAGCAGCCUCCAUGAACCCAUGUUCUUCUUCCUCUCAAUGUUGGCCUCUGCAGACCUCAUCUUAGGCACCACGUGUGUCCCCAAAACACUUGGCAUCUUCUGGUUGAAUGCUCAGGAAAUCACAUUUCCUGGCUGCCUCACCCAGUUGUUCUUUCUCCACUUCAGCUUUUUCCUGGACUCAGCCAUCUUAUUGGGCAUGGCAUUUGAUCGUUACGUGGCCAUUUGCUCCCCUUUGAGAUACAGGAGCAUCUUGACACCUAAGAGAAUUGUCAGGAUCAUUGUGGGCAUUGCUGGUCGGAGCUUUAGUGUUAUUUUGCCUGUUGUUUUCCUGGUGAAGCGUUUGCCUUUCUGCAGGACACGUAUCAUCCUUCAUACAUACUGUGAGCAUAUAGGGGUGGCCCGGCUUGCCUGUGCUGAUAUUUCCAUCAAUAUCUGGUAUGGCUUUGCUGUGCCUGUAAUGACUAUUAUCUCAGACCUGAUCCUCAUUGGUAUUUCCUACACUCUCAUCCUUCGUGCUGUUUUCCACCUUCCAUCCAGAGAUGCCCGCCAGAAAGCCCUCAGCACCUGUGGUUCUCAUGUCAGUGUCAUUCUCAUAUUCUACACACCAGCCAUAUUCUCUGUCCUUGCUCACCGCUUCGGCCACAAUAUCUCUCACACUUUUCACAUUUUGUUUGCCAACCUCUAUGUGGCAAUCCCUCCUGCACUCAAUCCCAUCAUUUAUGGUGUGAAAACAAAGCAGAUCAGGGAGAAGGUCAUCUUUCUGUUUUUUCCUAAAGGGAUGCAGUGA